AUGGCGCCCAUCUUCCUGAAGAGCUGCCACUGCCCGGCGCCCGCCAGCCUCGCACCGCCCGGCGCCGUGGCCCCAAGAAUUAGUUCGGGGGAUCGUGCUCGUCUCAGUCGUGCCAAUACCUUGGGGCUGAGAAGUGGCGCGACUGUUCCAUUUGGCUGCAGGGCGUCCGUGCACCUUGUGUACCCCUCCUUCAGAGGCCAUCACCUCAGCAGUUGGCCUCCGAGUCCCCUCCGAGGCUGGCGCAUGGUGGCGAUUACACCAUGUUUGGUUGUCAGACGACCUCAGGACCUUCCUGUGCGCUGCUGGCACUCGUCGCUCCCCCUUGGCGAUGACUCUGUAGUGAAGUCCCCCAAGUCCCUCAAGGAUAACAAAAAGCUGGAGGAGGGUGGCCCCGUGUACAGCCCCCCCGUGGAGGCGGCAGUGAAGAAGUCCAUCAGGCAGAGGGUCCUGGACGGGCUGAAGCACUACUACCACGGCUUCCGCCUGCUCUGGAUCGACAGCAGGAUCGCUGCCCGCACGCUCUGGAGGAUUCUCCAGGGCCACACCCUGAUCCGCCGGGAGCACAGGCAGUUUGUCCGGGUCUGCGCCGACCUCUUCCGCCUUGUUCCGCUCCUUGUCUUCGUGGUGGUGCCGUUCAUGGAGUUUCUGUUGCCCAUCGCUGUGAAGCUCUUUCCUAACAUGUUGCCAUCCACAUUUGAGACCCAGUCCGUCAAGGAGGAGAGGCUGAAGAAGCAGCUGCGGGUCAAGCUGGAGCUGGCCAAGUUUCUCCAGGACACCAUGGAGGAGAUGGCCAUGAAGAACAAAGCAGCCAAGGGGAGCGCCGCCAAAGACUUCUUUGUGUUUUUCCAGAAGAUUAGAGAGACGGGGGAAAACCCCAGCAACGAGGAAAUCAUGCGUUUUUCCAAAUUAUUUGAAGAUGAGCUGACCCUGGAUAACCUCACGCAGGCACAGUUAGUUGCACUGUGUGAGCUGCUAGAGCUCCAGACCAUAGGCACCAGCAACUUCCUGCGCUUCCAGCUCACCAUGAGGCUGAGGUCCAUAAAGGCUGAUGACAAGCUGAUUGCUGAAGAAGGAGUGGACAGCCUGAACAUCAUGGAAUUGCAGUCGGCGUGCCGGGCUCGAGGCAUGCGGGCGCUCGGGGUCGCGGAAGACCGUCUGAGGGCCCAGCUAAAGCAGUGGCUGGAUCUACACCUGCAUCAGGAGAUCCCCACAUCACUGCUCCUAUUGUCCCGAGCCAUGUACCUCCCAGACACCCUUUCGCCUGCAGACCAGCUCAAAUCCACGUUGCAGACCCUUCCAGAGAUCAUAGUGAAGGGAGCCCAGGUGAAAGUGGCUGAGGUUGAAGGUGGCCCAGUGGACAACCAGGCAAAGCUGGAGGCCACACUACAUGAGGAGGUGGCCAUCCAGCAGGAGCACCAGGAGGAGAAACUACAGAAGCUCUCCCAAGUGUUAAAGAAAGUGGCAGAAGCUGCCCCUGAGAGGGCAGUGGCUGAACAGCAGCCAGAAAUGCCAGAUGUGAUCCUGCCAUCAGAGGACCUGAAGGACACUGCCCCUCUGCUGGAGGUCUUGAAUGAAAAGGAAAUAACUAAGGAAGAAAUUGACAUACUCAGUGAUGCCUGUUCUAAACUGAAGGAGCAAAAGAAGUCACUAACCAAGGAGAAGGAGGAGCUGCAGCUGCUGAAGGAAGACGUCCAGGACUACAGUGAGGACUUGCAAGAGAUCAAGAAGGAACUUUCAAAGACCAGUGGAAAAAAAUAUGUGGAAAAAUCUAAAGCCAGCAAGAGAUUGACAAAGAGAGUGCAGCAGUUAAUCGGGCAGAUAGAUGGCCUGAUCUCACAGCUGGAGACAGUUCAGAGCACCAGCAAGCUGGGCCCAGCAGAGGGCUCACCUGCGGGAGAGAACAUCAUCAGUAUCACAGAUUUCAUCAACUCCAUGAAGCAAGUCAAGGACAUUCCAGAAAAGAAGCUGAUCAGCUUGGCCUCAACACUGGAUAAAAAUAAGGAUGGCAAGAUCAACAUGGACAGCCUCAUCAAGGUGAUUGAGCUGGUGGACAAAGAAGAUGUUCACAUCUCCACCAGCCAGGUGGCUGAGAUUGUGGCAAUGCUGGAGAAGGAGGAGAAGGUGGAGGAGAAGAAGAAGGCUAAGGAAAAGGCUGAGGAGGAAGCUGUAGAAGUGAAGAAUUAG
Molecule: messenger RNA, 2184 nt
Organism: Cynocephalus volans (Philippine flying lemur)
Lineage: Eukaryota; Metazoa; Chordata; Mammalia; Dermoptera; Cynocephalidae
Product: mitochondrial proton/calcium exchanger protein-like
Exons: 1
Coding region: 1-2184 (727 amino acids)
Biological process (GO): intracellular monoatomic cation homeostasis
Cellular component (GO): mitochondrial inner membrane
Molecular function (GO): ribosome binding; calcium ion binding
Source: RefSeq, a predicted model, not a curated record